Messenger RNA from Cryptomeria japonica (Japanese cedar), 2879 nucleotides. RefSeq lists its product as uncharacterized. The transcript has 5 exons. NCBI's taxonomy places the organism in Eukaryota, Viridiplantae, Streptophyta, Pinopsida, Cupressales, Cupressaceae. Bases 389 to 2416 code for a protein of 675 amino acids. The record is from RefSeq and is a predicted model, not a curated record.
AAGAAACGGUCCACACAACCAAUUGACCUUCUAAACCUUUUUUUUUUAAAGCAUUUAAGCAAUCUUCACAAUUAGUAGGGCUUCAAGCCGCCUAGAGAAUUAUUUUGGCAUCCUAUUCUAUUUACCCGUUACGCCUUAAAUUUAUCUGGAGAAAGCACGCACACAAAAGAUCGUAGAAGGGUUUUGUUUGCUCAUAGACUCGAACACAUUCAGAAAAACAAAAAAACAAAAAAAACAAAACGCUGCAAGGAAAAGACCUAAUUGUAUGAAUCGAUCGUUUUCUGUAUUUUAUUGAUCAACUCUAGCAAUGGGGGUUUCUGAUUCAGGGGGUACAGAGAAUAUAUUGGCCGAACGAGUAAGAAAUUGAUUUGUAUUGGAGAAGGACAGGAUGAACUGGAGGUUGGUUGCUUUGAGAAAGGAACCGGAUUGGAGGCCUAAGACUAGAACUACCAUUUACAAACCUGUGGCAAGGUUCUUUGCUUAUGGAUCCAUUGAGAAAGCAGGACAUGGUUUCUCAACUCGAACUUUGCAUGAUAUAGCAGUAAGGAAACAUGGAAAUCCAUCUUCCCCAGGGUUUCCUGCAAUUCUGUGGAAUCAUCUCAGAUUUUAUCAUUCACAGUACAAAUCGUAUUGGUGUAGGAUAGAUGAGAAGUAUGGAUCUAUGCAGGAAAAUGCUAAAUUUGCACAUUCCAUCCCAACUCUUCUACGGUUUUCAAAAUUUAGGAAAAAUCAUUGUUGGCCAGAGAAUUCCAAAGCAUUUUUUUCAACGACAGAAAGUCCUGGUAUGGCUUACAAUGCUCAAGCUGCAUGGAGGAGACUUUCACUGAUGUGUUGCUAUGGAGGGCCUACAUUUUUACCUAUUAAUAGGAUUGCCCGUGCUGUAAGCUUGGCUUGUUUCAGAUCACAUCUUGCUCCUCGAAUUUUAGCUCUGAUAAUCGGGGAAGCUACCUGGGCACAUAAUAGGUUGGCUGAAUCAGAAGAGACACUUGCAAAUUUUUCUACAAAUGGUCAAGCACUCAAUAGACAUGGCACCAUUGCUACAAGUUUUUGGUCACUCAUGGAGGGAAUUGUUUUGAUAGUAAGGGCUUUUUAUUUGAUAAUUUUAUUCAGUCCAGCUAUUGUUCUUUCUCCAUUUGCAGAUAUAUUUGGGGGGAGGUAUAGACAACUUUGGCUGCAGCUUGUUCACAAAACUUUGGAGAGAGCUGGGGCUGCGUUUAUCAAGUGGGGCCAAUGGGCAGCUACUCGUCCAGAUCUUUUUCCAAGAGAUUUGUGUAACGAAUUGACAAAAUUGCAUACACAAGCACCGGCACAUAAAUUCUCAUAUACACGUCAAUCUAUAGAAAAGGCUUUUGGCCGUAAGAUUAAUGAAAUUUUUGAAGAUUUUGAAGAGGAACCCGUGGCUUCUGGGAGUAUUGCCCAGGUGCAUAGAGCUACUCUGAAGUUUCGAUAUCCUGGUCAGAAGGUAAAGCCCAUGAUGGUUGCAGUGAAAGUCAGGCAUCCAGGAGUUAGUGAAGUGAUUCGAAGGGAUUUUGUGAUAAUAAAUUGGGUUGCUAAGGUUUCUUCUAUGGUGCCUGCUUUGAAGUGGCUAAGACUUGACGAAAGUGUACAACAAUUUGCUGUCUUUAUGUUAUCUCAAGUUGACCUUGCCAGAGAAGCUGCACAUUUGAGCCGCUUUCUUUACAAUUUUCGUAGGUGGAAAGAUGUCUCAUUUCCAAAGCCCUUAUAUCCCCUUGUACACCCAGCAGUUUUGGUGGAGACCUAUGAACAGGGAGAAAGUGUGGCACGCUAUGUUGAUCAACCAGACGGAAAUGAUCGAAUUAAUAAAUCACUAGCUCACAUUGGCACACAUACUCUUCUGAAGAUGCUACUGGUGGAUAAUUUCAUCCAUGCUGAUAUGCAUCCUGGAAAUAUUUUGGUUCGAGUGGGUCAAAGCAGUUCCUCAAACAAGCGAUUUUUUCGAUCUAGACCCCAUGUAAUCUUCCUUGAUGUAGGUAUGACAGCCGAGCUUUCCAAUAAUGACCGGUUGAAUCUACUGGAGUUCUUUAAAGCUGUGGCUCUAAGGGAUGGGAGGACAGCUGCAGAAUGCACUUUAAAGUUUUCAAGAUAUCAGAGCUGUCCAGAUCCAGAUUCCUUCAUAAAGGAAGUGGAGACUUCAUUCAAGUUUUGGGGUUCACGUGAAGGGGAUGUGAUACAUCCAGCUGAUUGCAUGCAUGACUUGCUUGAUCAAGUAAGACGCCACAAAGUGAACAUUGAUGGAAAUGUAUGUACUGUGAUGGUGACAACAUUGGUUCUUGAGGGGUGGCAACGUAAGCUAGAUCCAGAUUACAACAUAAUGGACACUUUGAAAACUCUUCUUUUCAGAGUUGAUUGGGCAAAAUCUCUUUCCUAUACCAUUGAGGGACUCAUGGCUCCAUGAUUGUCAUAAGAGCUAGCCGGUCCAAGUUGCAGGACAGCCUUAUCAAAUUCAUUUUUGGCAUUCAUUUGAGACUUAGUCUUUUUCUACAAAUAAUAAUGGAGCAUCUCAAAGGGCUUUAUAUGGAGUUGGAUAAAUGGUGUCGCUACAAGAUUGGACAGACUUUUGCUGUUCAAGUUUCAAACCCUGAUAUAUUAACUCAGAAAUUUUACCAAUUUUGAAUAUUUGCCAUUUCUUCUCAGAGAGCUAUCAAACCUGCGUAAAACUAAGCAGAAAAAUAAUGUAACGCAGGCACGGCAAUAGUUUUUUUAAAACUUUUUUCAAAAUCUCUUCAGGUAUUUUGGAGCACUAGCUGAUUUUUUGGCAAGCCUUGUACAAAAUUGAACAUCUUCAACAUCUUUCUUGUAUCAUGUAAAUUAUAGAAGCACGGUUUUUGGAAAAUAAUAUUAUUUUAAAUGUGAGCUCA